Molecule: messenger RNA, 2229 nt
Organism: Homalodisca vitripennis (glassy-winged sharpshooter)
Lineage: Eukaryota; Metazoa; Arthropoda; Insecta; Hemiptera; Cicadellidae
Product: glycoprotein endo-alpha-1,2-mannosidase
Exons: 4
Coding region: 696-2198 (500 amino acids)
Cellular component (GO): Golgi apparatus
Molecular function (GO): alpha-mannosidase activity
Source: RefSeq, a predicted model, not a curated record
GCAUACAAUAGAUCAUCGUUUUGGUUGUCGGUGUCUGGUUCCUGCGCGCCAACAUUACCGUGAGAUCGAUAAUGGUUUAUUCUGUUGUGGAUGACCAUAAAAGUAGAAAGUGGCUAAUUUCAUGUGCAUAAUCAUAAUGUAUACGUAAUUAAAUUAAAUCAAGAAAUGAUAUGGAUUUUAGCAAGAAUUCGUGGAACUGUGGCCAUAGGCUGUGGUUUAAAGAGUGAUCAAAUGAUAAUUUGUAAAUAAAAUUCGUUUUGCUAAUUCAAUUACAAAAACCGAAUUAUACUUAUUUCUAUUCAAGGGUUUUCUGACAGGGUUAGAGUACUUUGAAACCUAUUAGUUUUAUAAUGUUUACAUAAAUCAGUGAUGUUUGAGUAAUUAGACCAAUUUAGCAUAAUCCUCUCUCAACAGUAUACACUUACAAUAUUUAUAUGGUAAAUAAAAUCUUAUUUUUGGUUAUUUUCAAUAAAAAAGAAAUUGUUAAUUUUACAAUUAUACUUACUUAUAAACUUGCAUGAUUAUGGAAUGUUCAUAUAACUUUAAUAAACAAAAAGCACACAUGUCACUACUACUAUGAAGACAAAUGAUGUUAUAUCAUUCCAUUAGUUCAUUUAUUUAAUUUAUUUUCAGUGCCAUAAAUUACAUAAACAAUUUUACUGCAUUAUAGUACACAAUAAUUGUACUUGGAGAGGAUGUUAAGAAAGGUACCCAUGUCUCCAAAACAAGAAAGUACAAAAGGCAAUAUAAAAUGUUGCUUAUGGGUAUUUAACAGUAUAGCAGAUAGAUUUGUUUGUUGUUUUAUGAUUUUUAAUACUAUUUUAAGAUUAAUUCUAAAAAAAUAUAGAUUUAAAAAUUUAUUGGUUGUAAUAUUUUUACUUUUAAUCUGCACACAAGUUUUUAUUUUUGGAAAUAUUAAUUAUUAUAAUAAGUUAACAACUCCUACCCCUUUGUUUACGGUUGGAGUGCAUAAACCGGCUGUUAAUAAAGAAAAUAAAAAUGGUUCCACUUUGUUAAAAAUACCUAGUGAAGCAGAAUUUCGUAUGAACUGGGUUAAAAACAAACUAGAAACUUUAGCAAAGCAUUCAGAGCGAUGGGAAAUAAUGAAAUUAUUAAAUGAAGUAACACCACUUACCAUGCCUAGUACAAGAGUUCAUAUAUUUUAUUAUGAUUCUUAUAAAAAUAUUCAAGUUGAUGGUGAAUGGAAACUUUGGAAUCAUGAAUAUAUUGAAAAGAAAAAGAAUGAAGAUUACAAGUUGUACUACAGAGGAAUGCAUACACCUCCAGAAGAUAUUGCCUCCAGCUAUUACCCGGAGUUGGGAUGUUAUAGUUCCAGAGAUUCACAGAUUAUUGAUGUGCAUUUCAAACAAAUUCGUGAAGCAGGAAUAGGUGUUGUUGUUGUGUCUUGGUAUCCACCAGAUGUGCAGAAGUCUACACAAGACAACAUGGUUCAUCUCCUUAACACUGCACAGAAGUAUCAGCUAAAGAUUGCUAUCCUCAUUGAAAUCUAUACUGGAAGAAACCAAGACAGUUUUCUGAAGAACAUUAUAUAUUUGACAAAAUACACUUCACAUUCAUCUUUCUACAAAUUCAUGAAAAAUGAAAGAUAUUUGCCUGUGUAUUAUGUACACAAAUCUUACAUGACAACGGCUUCAGUAUGGAGAGAGUUGUUAGCUACUGAUGGUAGCAAGACAGUUCGGGGAACUCCAUAUGAUGGUUUCUUCAUAGGUCUAUUAAGCAACAUAUCUCAUAGAUACGAAAUUGAAAAAUCACACUUUGAUGGAUUCUAUACCUACUUUUCGAGCAAUGGAUUUUCGUAUGGAUCAUCUUGGAAAAAUUGGAAGACAUUGGAAGCAUUUUCUAAGAAGAGAAAAUUAUUGUUUUUCCCCUCAGUAAGCCCUGGUUAUGUAGACACUCAAAUAAGGCCUUGGAACACUGCACUUACUCGUCAUAGAAGUCAUGGAGCUUAUUACCAGGUGGCAUGGCGUAGUGCAAUCGCUGCAAAACCUUACGGUGUCUCCAUCACUUCUUUCAACAAAUGGCAAGAGGGAUCCCAGAUAGAACCUGCUCGACCUAAAGCUACUCCACAGUUUACAUAUCUAGAUUAUGAACCAGAGGGUUCCUUAUUUUAUUUGAGUUUGACAAGGUAUUGGGUGAAACAAUUUAUUUUUCAAAAUAUUUACUCUGACAUUGGCUGAUAUAAUAUUAAUAAUAUUUAAAUAUAAAUGA